This is a messenger RNA of Diachasma alloeum, 6719 nucleotides long. RefSeq names its product tau-tubulin kinase homolog Asator (gene Asator). The transcript is spliced from 9 exons. Gene Ontology annotation, biological process: signal transduction; peptidyl-serine phosphorylation. NCBI's taxonomy places the organism in Eukaryota, Metazoa, Arthropoda, Insecta, Hymenoptera, Braconidae. Gene Ontology annotation, molecular function: protein serine/threonine kinase activity; ATP binding. Bases 317 to 3556 code for a protein of 1079 amino acids. The record is from RefSeq and is a predicted model, not a curated record. Gene Ontology annotation, cellular component: cytoplasm; nucleus.
CCCAAUGAAGAUGGCCGUUAUAACGGGGUACAACUAGUUUUUGACGGUGUUUCGUGCGGUUCACGCGCGAUCACCGCGAACCCACCAUCGAAUAAUUACUCUUCAACCGUUGAGUAAGAUCGAUUCGCGUAACAUUAUCAACGUGAGGGGAUCCUGUCAUCCCAAAGUGUCACUCGACAAAGGAGCCACUGACAGGAAUGAUUAACGAGUGGGCUUGAAACCGUGUAAAUAAUACAAAUCGCAUCCGAAUCAUCCUGGGAAAUUGGUGCUGAGGAAUGUAGGUGACGAGAGCACUGAUCAUAAUAACAACAUUACAAUGACGAGCGAGGAUUUACUGCAGCCGGGACAUGUGGUCAAGGAGAGGUGGAAAGUUAUGAGGAAAAUUGGCGGUGGUGGGUUCGGAGAGAUUUACGAGGGCCUGGACUUGCUGACCAAAGAGCAAGUAGCCCUCAAAGUCGAGUCAGCGAGGCAGCCAAAGCAAGUCCUCAAGAUGGAAGUUGCCGUCCUCAAAAAACUUCAGGGUAAAGAUCACGUCUGCCGCUUCAUAGGCUGUGGCCGCAACGACAGAUUCAAUUACGUAGUAAUGCAACUGCAGGGUAAAAACCUGGCGGAGCUCCGACGAGCCCAGCCUCGUGGUGCAUUCUCCCUCUCCACAACUCUCCGCCUCGGUCUUCAAAUCCUAAAAGCAAUAGAAAGUAUACACCAAGUGGGCUUCCUCCACAGGGACAUAAAACCCUCGAACUUUUCAAUCGGUCGUCACCCCUACAACUGUCGUGUAGUCUACAUGCUCGACUUCGGUCUAGCUCGUCAAUUCACCACUGGCACCGGUGAGGUGCGUCCAGCCCGUGCAGCAGCUGGUUUUCGUGGUACCGUUCGUUACGCCUCGGUGAAUGCCCACAGAAACAAGGAGAUGGGAAGGCACGACGACCUCUGGUCGCUGUUCUACAUGCUCGUGGAGUUUGUCAACGGUCAGUUGCCCUGGAGGAAAAUAAAGGACAAAGAGCAAGUGGGAAUUCUCAAGGAGAAGUACGACCACCGAUUGUUGCUCAAGCACCUGCCCUCGGACCUCCGCCUCUUCCUGGAGCACAUUCAGAACCUGCAGUACGCUGACAAACCAGACUACGCGAUGCUGGCAGGUCUCUUCGAGCGCUGCAUGAAGCGUCGAGGAGUUAAACUGAACGAUCCCUACGACUGGGAGAGGACGUCAGUGGCGAACGAGGGACUGCCAACAACGAGAUCAUUGCCCACUGUGACAGCUCCACCAGCAUUGACAACAGCCACAACCAUCAACCAGCCCCCAACAACACCAAACGUCGACACCAAUAAUCAGGAGAACGUGGAGCCUGACAACAGGAAGGAAACGAAAAUGGACAUCGAGAGUUUGUGCAGACUACUGCUGGGGAAUGAUGGCUCGCCAGUGCCCUUCACCUCAGCAAUAAGCAAUCAUGGGAGGGACAAGAACUGCAAUGCCACCAUUCAGAUAACAGACAACACGCAUCAGCAGGCUGGGCAGGUUGCUGCUACUCCACCUGUGCAGGGCUCACCGAAGAAGAGGAGGGCUGUGUCGAUGGCUGUCGAGCCACAGUCGCCAGUGCCACCGGUUGAGAAGCAAGUCGAUCAUGAGGGGGAUGCACUGAUGGCAUCAGCAAGAUCAACUUCUGAAGUGGCAAGGUCCAAGACUGUCGCCAAUGCUGCCACUCCUCUCAGGAAAUCAGCGAGUGGCGCGACUUUUGCGAGGCUGAGAGUUGUUGCGCCGCAGGAGAGCAACUCUGGGGAGCCACCCAGUCCGAGGAUACAGACUGAGGUCGAUGCUUCGUACUGCUCGUACGAUGUCACGAAUACCAAGCAGGGGAAUCAGAGUCCUGUUACCGAGCAGAGAGAGCCACUCAGGAGGGAGCCCAGGAGGCGAGCUGAGCAGAGGUCACAGCCUAGGGCUGGACGAUCGACAGUCAGGGACUGUUCCAUCACACAAUUUGCGCAGAUUGAUGAUGAUAAUGUGUCGGCGCUGCAGCAGGUGACCAGGGGCGGUGGGGGGCUGACUCUGGCGUCACAGUGGAAGUCGCAGUUUGAUGACUCUGAGGAGACUGAUAAUGAGUGGAAGGGGGAGAAUCUGCAGAGUCCGGAGCACAAGGGGACACCGCCUUCGAUCGUUCCGCAGUCCACAGUUGAUAAUGAGGCAGUAGCCACUGCCCGUUCCACCACUGGCACCCACGAAGCUAGAUCCCCAGUGGGUCAGGCAUUAUCUAUAACAGGGAAUAUGUCUCAGCAGGCAGCACUCAGUACGAUACAGACGGUAUUGUCGAGAAUAAGUGAGGAUUCACCGAGACCUGGGGUACCCAGGAGAUGCUUGAAUAUCACGGGAAUUGAGAAGUAUCCGGAUCUGCAGGGUGCACUGCCACGUGCAUGGAGCGUACCGGCGCUGGCGCCACACGUACGAACUCACCUUGAAGCACCCUUGGUACAACAAGCUGCCUUCGACGAUCUCCUGUACGAAGUUGACGUGAUGUGGAACGUAGCAAUGCGGCAUGACGAACCAAAGGAGAGUGCCGUGACUAGAAGAGCUAGUGUUCCAGCGGUGGCAUUCACAUCGUCAGGUGUUACGAUGAAUGGAGAGGAGGAGGAAGAGGCUGUUGCUGGACGACUUGAGAUACGAGUUGUCGAUCCAACCAUUGGUGCUACAGUCGUCCAAACGACUGUCGACAAGGAACCUAUUCAUAAAAAAUUGACAAAUGGUACAACGGGGAGUCCAGCAAGCCCCAAUCCCGCCCCCGAGGAGUCCUCGAUAUACUACGAUGCAACAGAGAGUCGAGUUAACACAAGCAAUACAUCAAUAAAUAAAGCUGUGACAAAUUCAACACCAUUGCCGACAAAUAACACAGUUCUUCGUGAAUCAAAAGACAAUAAAGAACGUGAUACGACUGGUAGACCACACAGUGUCCACAGUAAAAUACCAGUACCAGUGAAAAGUCCACGGUGCUCACUAUCUGAAUCCACGCCAGAUCAAAAUACACCGAAUACUGGGAAAACUGGGACUGCCAGUGAAGUUGAUAAGUCCGGGGGAUCCUCCACUCAGUCCAGGGAGAAGGAUUCCGCAAUGAAGGGAAAGCCCUUAUCAGUCCACACGGAGGCGCCAGCCCUGCGACGAUGCGCAACAUUGCCCGAUGCAAGACCCAGUCCUCCAUUAUUAACGUCCACAAGUUCCACCGAGGAUGAGAAUUUAACUGGCUGUACGCCAGCCCUACGCAGACGAAGACAGAGUGAGAAAUACGUGACAGACGCUAGUCAAUUGAAUCUGAGAUUCCAGAGACCCCAGCGUCGUGCAAGACCAAAUUCCGAGGUGCUACCGAGAUUUUACCCUCGGGGUGUGCCCUCAUAUCUCCUUGAUACAGGUAAAAGAAAUGACGAGAGCAGUGAUAAUGACUCGGACAGCAGUGGAGCACCAAUAUCCCAGCCACCACUUCCACCUUCGUCGUUACCACCUCAUGUGGCUGAGAACAAUGCUAGAUGCAGAAGAUUCAGACCAGUCCCAGAGACGGCAAUCAGCAGAGAGUCGUGAGACUUACUGAUGAAAAUGACAAAUGGUAUUGGUUCACACCACAAUCAGCAGAGUUCUACCACAGCCGAAUAGGAAUGUGAUAACCUAUUGGAUAAAAAAUUAAGUAAUUAGAUGAUUUUUUCUAGUAACUGACUCAUAGUCAAGACAGAUAUCUUAUUUGGCUGAUGCAAGUAUGAAUUAUCAUUCCCAAUUGUUGGGGAUAAAUGGGUAUAACGUACUUACCGUGCCCCUGCGGUGUGAUUUUGUCGGAAAAUUAUACAUUGCGAAGUGUUUUUAUUUUAAAGUCGAUUGGAGGAACGAGUGAGGGGACUCAAACGAUACUUGUGCGAGAUAUGGCAUUUUUUAAUGCCCCUGCACUUAUGAAAAAGUUUUACAGAAAAAUCUAGCGCUUUCUCCAUGAAAUUCUUCUGAAUUUCUCUUGGAAUUCCAUGAGAAUUCUAUUAAAAAAUUAGUUUUUUGCGCCAAUUCUAUGAAAAAUUAUGCAACUCUCCUGUGCGGUUUUUAAAAUCUGAGACGAAUUUUCUGUUUUUUCUUGGAUCUUAUUAUGAGAAAAAUAAAAUUCUUAUGGAAUUCCAAUAGAAAUUCAAUAGAAUUUGCAAUUAGAAAAAAGCGCAAGAUUUUUCUAUUGAAGUUUUUUCACGCGUGUGAUAACGUGAAUUUACGAAAAGCUCACAUCCUUUUUUGUUUAUGAAUAUUUUAAGUAGGGGAGAGGUUGUUUUGACGUUUUAUUAGUUUAUUGCAGUACAAUUGCAAUACCGUCUCAGUCAUUCUAGCUAUUUUAUGGAUCUCUAACAAAUGAGAAAUAAUCUGUACAAAAAAAAAUUGAAAAAGAAAGAAAAAAAAAUUAGUGAAUUACGUAUGAUUCUCAUUUUUAAAUGCUUUAUCGGAUUAUCGAAUGAUACUCGUGUUAAUAAUGGUAUUGGAGUGACGAAUACGAUAGUGAAUGUAUGACACUUGACCUUGUCUGUGCACUGAAAUCCCAUCUGCAGGUGGAUGACACAUAACUGCAGGAGAGUUCUAAAGGACUAACCGAAUUUACCAAUUCCAUCGUUUUAUUUAUCUGCAACCAUAACAAUAGGUUUAAUAAUUACUAAAAAAAAGGUGGAGAACUAGAAUGGCUUUCUUGCAGUUAUAUUUCGCCUGCGAUUAUUCGAUCUUAAUGAGAAAAUGGUAAACGAAAAAUAAGACGAGGCAGUGUUUUCCUUGUUAGACUAUAUGAAUAGAAAAUAAUGGGGAAUUUGGGCGAGUGUGCUAGUCUCGAUGGAUCCAACUUAUUCAUUUCAACAGAAUGCAACAAUUUUUUUUUUUAAUGAACGUUUCAACCUUAGGAAAAUUCUCUAGACGUAAUGAAAGAGAAAACUGAUACUAAACAGCUAGAAUUCCUCUAAAUAUAAUGAGUAGCGUUUAAUGCCCACGAGAUAACUGUAAAUGUUUUUUUAUCAAAAGAGUUACUUUUGAAUUUAUUAUUUUGUUUUUAUGUAUAUCUUGGCGAGCAUUAUUGCAUAGUGGCUCAACAGCUGAGAAAAUUUAGGAGAUAAAAACUGAAAAAAUUAUUAAUGAAGGAAAACAAUUAAAACAAAACUUAUUCUAAUAAUCCUAGUCAUUUAAGAUCAGUACAAUAAUUGUUCUUGUGCAAUUGAAUAAGGAAAAUACUAGCAUCGUAAUGCUUCGUACGAGGAAAAUGAUAAACCAGAGGUGAAAAUUUUUAUAAAUAUUACAAGAGCGAUAUUGUUUUGUCGUUUAAAUCAACGUCAAGUGGUUGAUUAGGUGAAACAUAUACCAAAAGAUGAUAAAAAAAGACAGAAUACAUUAUUAGUAAGGUAGAUCUGAGAUCUAGCUAUUACUUUUUAAUUAAUUUUAGAUGUCUCGACGACAAGGGCAUCACGAGAACUAGGGGGAAAAAUGAUAAAAGAAGAAGAAUGAUUAAUCAAUUUUGUCGCGCACAUCUCUUGCAAUCGUUAGCUAAUCAAAAUCUAGUCAAAAAAAAAAAUGUACCCGCACGUUAAUCACAUCGCAACUAAUUUUUAAGUUUAAUUCAUAAUAUGAUUGUCAUAACGUAGAAUGCCUGGUGUUUUUCAUUGCCUGCCCUCACUUGCAGUGCAAACUAAAUUCAAUUAGUCUUCAUACUGUGCCAUUGAAUCAUAACUUAUUGAUAAACAGUCCGCUGAUUGAUAUGUGGAAUCGAUAUAUUAAUUUAUCGCUUAUUUAUUAAUUUUACUGUAUAUUUUCAUUUUUUACCAGCGAGCAGAAACAUAACAAUUCAUGUUCAAAAUUUUCCGUCAUGAUAGUGCAGUUUUCUCACUGAUAAUUAAUUAUUUGUGGAUUUAUGGAAAUUACUGGGAGUUGUUCGUGAAAUAUUUGAGUGCGAGAGGUGUCAAAAGCAAAGAAGCAAGCUACGAAUCCAUACGAAAGGCCAAAUUAACGAUAUUUAUUAUUAUCCGUACAUUAUUACCAAUAAUUAGGAAUUAAACAGUAUUUUUAUGGAAGACAAUGGGAAUUACUUUGUAAUUAUUCGCUUCCUCUAAAGAAUACUUAAUACGUGCAAUUUAGAGUUACUUUGAGUUUUAAAAAAUGAUUUUUUUUAUUUAAUGAAUAAACAAAUACUCGGUAUUAAAUUUUACAGUAAAUUGCACUGUAGAAUUAGUUUGACUGAGUGCCAGACAAAUUAAAUUGGCAUACCGAAGUGAAUGAAAUCAUUGAUAACAUCAUAACGUCGAGAGAAAUGUUGCAUUCCGUUGACUAUAAACCGCCCAAAAUAAGCCACAAAUUUCAAAUGAAACGAAUGAAAAUAAAUCAACACAAAUAAAACAGUGAGAAAUCGUCAUUUAGGUUCCUGUACAUAUUAUCAUUAUGUACCACGAUCGAAUCAAUAUUAAUUAUCACCAGAAUGAUUAAUCAUUGGUCAAUAAUGGAUAUGAGGGAGAAAAUAAUUGUAUCUUUUCUUCGCUUUGUGAUUUACAUUAUAUGAAUUUAACGAAUGAAAAAAAAACCAACUAUGUUAUUACAUGUGAAAUUAUAAUCAAACGUUUGAAUUCUCUUUGAUCCGGUGAUCAAUAUGAGAGAGUGUAAAAUUCGUAAUGAUAAAUGAAAUAAGGAACCACACGUGAAACAUUGUAAUUAUUGAGUCUGCAAAUAAAGUGAACAGAUUACUAUUGUCUAUGAA